GACAAUCACUGAGAAAGAACCUCGUUCUCGGCAACUCAAACUCCCAGCAGAUCAUCUUUCACAGAUAACGUGGCAGCAGGGGAUAAUGGAUUUUGGCAUGGUGAUGGUCUUUGCUCUGCUGCAGGUCAGUCUACAGCCAGCUGAAGUGGAUUCCAGUCUAUCCAUUCCAGCAGAAGACACUUCAAUGACUGAAAGAGCUGAGUCCUCUCAUCUUCAUCAUAUUCUUCCUCGCACUGUGACAGAGUUCCAGAACUUCUUGGAAUGGACAGAAGCAAAGCUACCUACGGAUGUGCCUAAGGAUGCAGUUACUCUCUUUGACAAGAAAUCAAAGCAAACUUAUUAUGCUGCUAGGUUUGAAGACUGUAAACCUUGCUUCUAUGACAGAGCUCAAAAAACAUGUUGGGAUAUUAAAUCUUAUGGGGAAUUCAAAACAGGAAGCGCUGUCCCAAAUCAAAAAGUUUCAUUUCUAGUGAAUAAGGAUAACUUUGAAUUACUUGAGUGGAAGAAAUCUUCAUAUGGAGAGAUUCCACCUUUGGCAGUGGAGACUUGUAAUGGUUACUUUAUUGCUAGAGAUGAUUUGGGGUUAGGCUAUAUGACUCAGAACAGUUUAAUGAUGCUUGGCAAUAAAAAACAGGACACCACAGAAAAUGAGGUUUUCACCCUAAACCAUGAUAUUAAAGGGCAGCAUUUAACCAUUAUCGAGUAUAAUACUAACAAAGCAGAGACAUCCCAAAACGAACAAAUACUGAAACAUUUCACAGCAGCCAACAGGAACUGUGAUCCAGCCAAACAUCAGGUGAAGCUGGACCAAGGCAUCGAUAAAACGGUUUCUUUCCUAAAGAGCCGUACACAUACGUUUGGUGGGACAGGAGAGAUAUCGGUCAGUGGUAAGGUUCCACUUCUUGCAAGUAUGGGAGGAAAGCUGGGCUUGAAAUAUGACUAUAGCCGCCUCAAUUCUAAGACAACAUCCAUAGUUGAGAAAAGCCUGCAUUCAGUGAGUAUAGAAGUGCAGGUUCCUCCCAACCACAUUUGCAGCAUCGACAUUAAAAGCAAUACCUUCACAGCUGAUGUCCCGUACACUGGCCAGGUCACUAGAAUAUACAACAACAAUGAAAUACGCAGAACCUUGAUCAAUGACAUCUAUAGUCACCAGGAAAUAGCAGAAAUCCAAGCACUUGUGAAUCCCUGCACUCCACUUUCAGAUGGAAAGAAAUGUUCUCUGUAA
Molecule: messenger RNA, 1225 nt
Organism: Labeo rohita (rohu)
Lineage: Eukaryota; Metazoa; Chordata; Actinopteri; Cypriniformes; Cyprinidae
Product: natterin-3
Exons: 3
Coding region: 86-1225 (379 amino acids)
Source: RefSeq, a predicted model, not a curated record